This is a messenger RNA of Phlebotomus papatasi, 2066 nucleotides long. RefSeq names its product ceramide glucosyltransferase (gene GlcT). Lineage: Eukaryota; Metazoa; Arthropoda; Insecta; Diptera; Psychodidae. Gene Ontology annotation, biological process: glucosylceramide biosynthetic process. The transcript has 2 exons. Gene Ontology annotation, cellular component: membrane. Gene Ontology annotation, molecular function: ceramide glucosyltransferase activity. The coding region runs from base 448 to 1653 and encodes 401 amino acids. The record is from RefSeq and is a predicted model, not a curated record.
AUAAAGCUAUAUGACAGAUGGCUUGACGGGUUGGGUAUUCUUUGGUUAUAAAACAUUCCACACAGAGAAGAAUCGUCUGAUAAAAUCACCCGAUGUGGGCAGGGAUUUCCUCGUGAGGCGCGUUAAAUUCCGCGGAGAGUGUCAAACUGUACAUUAGUCACUGUGAAUUUGUGCCUGGGGCGUGAAAACUGAACCAGAGGAAGCUGAAAAAAAAUUGUACAGAGAGUUUGUGGAAAAAUCAGUGAAGUGUCAUCGGGCUGGGUUUUAAAGUGACUUCCUGGAGGAGAUAUUUAAUUUGCUUUGUUACUAAUAAUAACCGUGUCAAAGUGUAUCUGUUGAUGAAAUGUUCUGGACAGAGAGGUACUGUCUGGUGUGUCUGUGAACCAAAGUGCGAGAGGCAAUAAAGUACUUGGAGGAUAUGAAUUUAGAGGGUGGCAAGAGCCAAAGAUGUCUCCUCUCACCUACACUCUCUACGGCUUUGCUGUGGUGUUCUUUGUGUUCUGGUGUGGCAAAUGGCUGGUGCACCUCUUAGCCAUUGGCUAUGGCAAGUGGAAGCUCCAUAGAAAGACAAAUCUUCAACCCAGAGAAAAUCCUCCAGCACCCGUUUCAAUUCUCAAACCACUGAUGGGUGUGGAUCCAAAUCUCUCUGCCAACCUCGAAACAUUUUUCACCAUGAACUACCCUUGUUACGAACUUCUGUUCUGCAUCGAAGAUGCCCACGAUCCAGCCAUACCACUCGUGGAGCAACUCAUGGCCAAGUACCCAACCGUAGAGGCUAGAAUCUUCAUUGGGGGCACCCGUGUUGGUGUCAAUCCCAAAAUCAAUAACAUGUACCCAGGCUUCAUUUCGGCCAAACAUGAGCUCAUCCUCAUCUCUGACAGUGGCAUUCGCAUGAAGGAAGACACACUCCUGGACAUGGUGGAUCACAUGGUGGAUGGCGUUGGUUUGGUGCAUCAGAUGCCCUUUACGUGCGAUCGCGAGGGUUUUGCUGCUACCUUUGAGAAGAUCUUCUUUGGCACGGUACAGGCUCGGAUCUACCUGUGUGCCGAUCUUCUGGGUAUUGUAUGUCACACGGGUAUGUCGUGCUUGGUGCGACGGCACAUCCUGGAGGAGGCUGGUGGUUUGGGGCACUUUGGACGAUAUCUGGCGGAGGAUUUCUUUAUCGCCAAGGCGGUGACGGAAAGCGGAUGGCGGCUGACGGUGAGCAGUCAGCCGGCAUGGCAGAAUUCAGGUGUCUGUGAUAUCGGUAGCUUCCAGGCGCGCCUCACGCGCUGGGCUAAGCUCCGUGUGGCCAUGGUGCCCACGACAAUUCUCCUGGAGCCACUGUCUGAAUGCCUUGUUGUGGGGGCUUUUGCCUCCUGGGCAGCCUCAGUACUCUUCCACUGGGACUCAUUGGUGUUCUACCUGGUGCACAUUCUGGUGUGGUUCCUGUGUGACUGGAUUCUUCUGUCCAUCGUCCAGAAUGGUUCACUGCCAUUCAGUAAGAUGGACUUUGUGGUGGGUUGGAUCUUCCGUGAAUGCACUGGACCCUAUCUCUUCUUUCAUGCCCUCUGGAAUCCAGCCAUUCGGUGGCGAACGCGCGUCUUUAAGCUGGCCUGGGGUGGAGUGGCUCAAGAGGUACCCCUCGAAAAGGCUAAAUUCGUGACAGCUUAGGAAGGACUUGUGUGAAAAUCACAAAAUAUUCCUCUUCAAAAUUGUGAAUAAUUCUCAGACACACUCACUCAAAGCUCCUUACCCUCACAAUUUCUCCCAUCUUGCUUCUCUAAAGCCCAUCCAAUCGCCUCCAUAUUCCAGCACCAGCCACCCUCUCCCCCCUCCCCCUGCCAAACUCUCUCUGCGAUCUAAAGUAGAUUCCCUAAACAUCAUUAAAUUCACGUAAACAUUUUAGAUAAUUAUAAAUAUUGCUGAAGAAAAAGGAACAAAAGUGAAUCAAACAGAUUUUGCACUCUGUUGAAAAAAAAAAAUUUCUUUUCCUACUUUUUAUGUACAUGAAAGUAAAAGUUAUUAAAGUAAAACAACGUGAGUAAUAUUAAGGAGAAAAUAAAAUUCCUUGCGAUUCCCGCAAA